Molecule: messenger RNA, 2479 nt
Organism: Homalodisca vitripennis (glassy-winged sharpshooter)
Lineage: Eukaryota; Metazoa; Arthropoda; Insecta; Hemiptera; Cicadellidae
Product: atrial natriuretic peptide receptor 1-like
Exons: 9
Coding region: 179-1498 (439 amino acids)
Biological process (GO): intracellular signal transduction; cGMP biosynthetic process; receptor guanylyl cyclase signaling pathway
Molecular function (GO): guanylate cyclase activity; peptide receptor activity
Source: RefSeq, a predicted model, not a curated record
CAGUUCCAGAGACGGGUCAGAACUCCAUCCUCCCAGAACUGGCGCACCGCACUCUUGGAGGCUCUUCGGAACUCCACGGUUUAACAGCUUGCUACAAAUUGUGACGGGGAGCGAGAACCACACAGAUGUGAGUAACUCAAGUAUAUUAACCGGCAUCAACUCUGUAAUAUUGGAGCGGAUGUCAGAAUUGAUCAGAAGCAACUCGGGAACUACCCAGGUCUGGAGGACUCUGAUGACGUACCACAACAUGAUGAUAGCCUCGGAACAUAUCCUGCUGAUGGCCCUCCAUCAGGUCUCUAGCCUCGCACCAGGCCACUCUAAACACGACACAGCAGCCAGACAAUAUCUGUUCUCUGCCAGGCUCUUCUGCCAUUUUGACCCAGACUUCUACCAGAUGUACGUCAGAUUCUACUCCACCCAGCAGAUCGCGAGCAACAAAUCAUCGCUAAACUCGCAAAUGGACAGAUCAGAUUUUGAAGAAGCAAUUCGUAUUUUAGAGAAUACGACCGAGUUUGUGAACCUAAUAAAAAACUACCAGAACCAUCUCAUAGCUAACAUUAGCCUGCAGGUGUCCAAGUGGCGUUCCGCCAGUUUUCGGGACCGGACGCUGACGGUUUCCCUCCUCUCUGUGAUCCUCCUGGUGUCUGUGAUUAUCGUCUUGUUGGUGGUUCACGCUACCCACACUAUACAGACGUAUGCCAACACCCUGGUCCGCCGCACCGUCCAACUGCGAACGGAGAAGCGGAAGAGCGACUGUCUUCUCAGCCAGAUGCUGCCCCUGCCUGUUAUACGGCAACUGAAGCAACACAAGCAAGUUGUAGCUGAGAACUUCGAGAGUGUGACGGUGUACUUCAGUGACAUAGUAGGCUUCACGAGGAUCUCUGCCAAGAGCUCCCCUAUGGAGGUGGUCAACAUGCUCAACAAUCUGUACCGCCUUUUUGACUCCCGCAUCCAAAAGUACGACGUCUACAAGGUGGAGACCAUCGGAGACUCCUACAUGGUUGUCAGCGGGCUGCCGCAGAAGAAUGGCAACAAGCACGCUGCAGAGGUUGCCACGAUGUCACUGGACCUGUUGUUUAGUCUGGAACACUUCCGGAUUCCUCACCGACCUCAUGAGUCCCUGGAAGUCCGGGUGGGACUCAACACUGGACCUUGUGUCGCCGGCAUCGUAGGUACCACCAUGCCGCGCUACUGUCUCUUCGGCGACACUGUCAACACUGCUUCUCGUAUGGAAUCCACAGGGGAAGCAAUGAAGAUCCACAUGACCAGCGAGACCAAAGAUUACCUGGAAUUGGAGGGCGGCUUCUACAUGGAGUUGAGAGGUCAGAUGGAGAUCAAGGGCAAGGGUAUCAUGAACACAUACUGGCUGACGGGAAAAGAGGGAGGCGUUGGCUCGAGCACCGAGAUCGAGUUCACCGAAGACUGCACCUACAUCCCAGAGUUCCUGCAGAUCAUCGGUACUCCGACUCCACAAGACGAGGAGCUGCUGCCGCCAUAGUAUCAGGAUGUUCGGUGUCUGGACGGCAGCCUCCUCGCCCCCAACACCGACAUAGAGAUGUGCGAGCGCAGAUUCUCAUUGUUCUCUCAGAAAAUUAAUAUUUUCGGUAACCAUUGAAUACGACGGUCUACUGUCCUCUGUCAUCGCUUCAGAAUGAAUCAAGUUGCUGCUGAAUAGGAAAGUUUUACUUUGCCAACAACUUUAAAUGGCAAAUUUCUAGCCAAUAAUGGUAUAAGUCCAUUCAACAAUUAUGAAAGCGUCUAUAGUGUUGGUGAUAGUGAUAAAUGGUGUUUUAAUAACGGUAUUAAAUAACAUUCUUUUAUAAACCAUAGAUUUGUAACAUGCAUUGGAUUUCUGAGAUUCCGAGAUAAUAAAUGAGGGCUUCUAGUGAGGAAAGAAUAAAUAUGAAUACAAUUUUUACAUGAGCAAAUGGAUGAAGUUUGAUAUCAUUAAUUGAUAGAAACACUCUUACGUAUACGUUCACUACAAUUAAAAAAGCUCAUUUCGUUACUAAACCUAUAAGUUAUUAGCGAUAACUUUCCGCUUUGCCAAACUGUCUUCCCUCUAUGCAUUUUCUCUUUUAAGCAGGCUGCAACGUUCCUAUUGUAAUGAAUGAAAGUUGUGUUGCAAGGCCUUUAACACAAAAUGAACACUGAAAUAUGGAUUGUCAUGUCUUCUAGGCGAAAUAAAUAAUUAUCCAUAUGAUAGGAGUCCAAAGUAAACUGAAGUAUACAAAGCACGAAAUCAAAUCACGUGCUCUGGGACAUAUUAUUUUAUAGCAUAUCAGUAAGUACUACGAUUACGGGGAGACGAUACUACCCUCCCCCCCACCCACAACACGAGUGUAGUACACAUGAACUCGUCCAACGAGUAGAAAACUUUCGAAACUAAAAAGCGUCUUAAUUUUGAUUUAAAUGUUCUUUCAGAAUUUUCAAAUCGAAUGCCGUUCGAAAUUAUAUUUAGUAUGGAGACACCCUGAGA